CAUCCAUUCCACCAUCCCAAAACACGCCACCAGCAGAGCCCUUUUUAUUAUAUAUAUAAUUGACGUCGUCUCGACCGUGUGAAUCGAACUGCUUUCUUUUUGACUGAAUCGAACUGCUUUCUCUUCUGAGAUCAGUUAAAAACAACAGACAUUAGAAGUUUUGCAGCUGCACCUAACAGGCAAAAGCUUCUCCUCCUUUACUAGUUAUUCAAAGCAAAGCUCACUUUACCAGGAUGGCUGACCCUGUUAUCUCUCUUAUUAUCGAGAAAACUGGAGAUCUGCUGAUUCAAAAACUUGUUUUCCUGAAAGGCGUUCGACGACAAGUUGAGAGACUUCGAAAUGAUCUGGUGCGGAUGCGGUGUUUCCUGAAAGAUGCUGAUCAGAGGCAAGAUGAAGAUGAGAGGAUUCGCAACUGGGUUUCUGAAAUCAGAGCUGCGGCCUACGAUGCGGAGGAUAUCAUCGAGAUAUUUGCCAGCAAAGUUGAGUUCUUCACAAAGGACAAGGGAAUCGUCACUAAAUUGACAUAUUAUCCCUUCAAAAUUGUGAACUUCUACAAGAUAGGUAAAGAGAUUGAAUCCUUACGGAUGAGGCUCAAGGAGAUUGCUGAUAGCCGCGUAGAGUACGGUAUCAAAAAUCUUGGAGAGGGGAUGACUACACAUGGAGAAGAGCUUCAACGGAUCCGGCGAUCCUCUCCUCUCAUCGAGGACAAGGAUAUAGUGGGCUUCGGGGAGAUAACAAAAUCCCUGGUGGCAGAACUCUUGAAAGAGGACAGAAACCGCCGUGUGGUUUCAAUCAUUGGCAUGGGAGGUGCAGGUAAGACAACUCUAGCCAAGAAAGUUUAUAACCAUGCUGAUGUUAGGGAGAGAUUCGACUGUCGUGCUUGGGUAUGUGUCUCUUCAAUUUACAAUCACAAAGAGACGCUGACAUCAAUCAUAAAGCAACUGAAUCCAGUAACUAAUGAGCUACUUGACAUGUUGGAAAAGAUGCAGGAGCAGGACUUGGAAGAAAGGCUGUAUAAAGAUCUACAAGACAAAUGUUAUCUUGUGGUACUUGAUGAUGUAUGGAAGGAAGAAGCGUGGGAUUGUCUUGCCAGGAGGGCCUUUCCUGAUGUUAAUACAUCAAGUAGAGUGCUACUUACAAGUCGCAAGCGGGAUGUUGCCGUACACGCAGAUGCUCUUAGCAUCCCACAUGAGUUGAAAACUUUGGGGGAGGACGAUAGCUGGCAGUUGUUCCUCAAAAAGGCCUUAGGCCACGGAGCUAAUGCUGUUUGUCCUUCAGAUUUGGAAGUAGUAGGCAGGAAAAUUGCGGGGCGAUGUGCCGGUCUACCACUGGCCAUAACGGUUAUUGGUGGCCUGCUACUGGGCAAGAAAAAGUUGAAGAGUGAAUGGGAGAAAGUUCUCAACAACUUCAACGCAUACCUGUCAAGGAGCCAGAGUGAAGCAGGGCCGAUUCUGGAAUUAAGUUAUGCAGAUCUUCCUGCCAAUCUGAAAUAUUGCUUUUUGUAUUUGGGUUUGUUUCCAGAGGACUCCGUGAUUUCUGUGCGCAAGUUGAUCCAUAUGUGGGUUGCAGAGGGAAUAAUGCAGAAAAGAGAUGCAAAAAAUUUGGAGGAAACUGCAGCAUAUGAUGAUGUGGAACGACUUUGUAGUAGGAAUAUGGUCCAAGUGGCGGAAAUGACUGUUGAUGAGAGGAUUAAAAGCUGCAGAGUCCAUGAUUUACUGCGAGAGCUUGCAAUCAGAAAGGCAGAGGAUGAAAAUUUUUUUCAGGUCCAUGACACCAGAGAUGAUGAAAUAUCAGCCAAAUCCAGGGAAAACUUCAGUCUUAGCUUCAAAAGUUUCAGAAAGCUCAGGAUACUAGACCUUGAGAAAGCUGGGAUGGAUUAUUUGCCAAAAGAAAUUGGUGAAGUCAGGCUUCUAAGGUAUCUCGGUUUAAGACGCACACUCAUUAGAAGGCUCCCUCAUUCCUUGGGUUGCUUGCGAAACCUACAAACUCUUGACAUACGGACCUAUUACCCAGUAGAAGUUUCAAAUUUCAUUUGGAAGCUUGAAAGUUUACGGCAUCUAUAUGCGUGUCGUAUGGAGUGCGAUGUGCCUCUUAAGAUUGAUGGAUUGAGGAAUCUCCAGACUCUGUUAGGCGUAAACUUUGAUGACAUUAUGCACAAUAACAUGAUAACUUUGACAAGUCUUCAGAAACUGGGGAUUUGGGUGGGUGAAAGGUCAGAGAUUGACAAACUCUGCUUGCAUUUAUCUGAGGUUGAAAACCUAAAGACGUUACAUCUUUAUCGUAAUAUAACAACAGUGUGGCCAUCUCUAGCUGGACUUUCUAAGCUCCAUCAUGUAACAGAGCUCAAGCUAUCCGGGAUGUUUUUGAGAAAGCUGCCUCCUGAUUUCCCUCCAAAUCUCUCUCGCUUGUCUUUGAAAAACACAUUCCUCAGGAAUGACCCAAUGCCAGUGCUAGAGAAGUUGGGACAGCUGUCGUUUCUCAAAAUGAAAGAUGCAUACAGGGGACCACAGCAUAUGGUCAUUUCUAGGCAUGGGUUUCACCAAUUGAAAUUCCUUGAGCUCAGAUACCUAAGAGUGGAUGAAAUAAAGGUGGAGGAAGGUGCAUUGCCACAGCUCCAGUGCCUGAGAAUUAGGGAGUGCUACAGUUUAGAAAAGUUGCCGGAAGAGCUGAAGCACAUAUCUAGUCUUGAUGCGCUUGAGCUUGUGGACAUGCCAGAAGAUUUCAUCAGUGGGCUUGAUGCGGACAUGGUAUCCACCGUCCCUAACCUCAGAAUAUUUUGACUUGCCGGAGGAAAAAAGUUGGUAUUGGUAUUUAUAAUUCAUGCGUAGAAUGGAAGGUAUGUCGUGUAGUGAUUAAUAAAAUUAUUUCAA
Coffea arabica (coffee) is the source of this 2870-nucleotide messenger RNA. Lineage: Eukaryota; Viridiplantae; Streptophyta; Magnoliopsida; Gentianales; Rubiaceae. The record is from RefSeq and is a predicted model, not a curated record.